AUGAAGAGUCUCUUAGUCUUUGGGGGCAAUGGAUUUCUAGGAAAGCGAAUCUGUCAAACUGCUAUUGAGCAUGGAUUUAAAGUUACGUCGUUGACAAGGUCUGGGAAACCCCCGAGACCGAUGAUUUCUAGCGAGAAAGAUUGGAUCUCGGAAGUGAAUUGGCGUCAAUGCGAUGUGUUUGAUGUCAACGGUUACAAUGAGUACCUACAGGAUGCUACCAAUGUGGUGCAUUCAAUUGGAAUCCUGCUGGAAGACUCAAGUUAUAAGCAAAAACUGAAGAGUAACGAACCUUUUAAGAUGAGUUCGCCGCAAUGGGGCAAUAAUCCUUUGAAAAAGGACAGCAAGUUUACCUACGAGAUGAUGAACAAACAGAGCGCGCUUAAGAUUGCAGAGGAGCUUGCCAAAAUUCCGGUGGCCGCUGAAAAACGAACAUUCACAUAUAUUUCUGCUGAUCGUGGGUUUCCUUUGGUUUAUUCUGGCUAUAUCACGUCUAAAAGAGAAGCCGAAAUGGGACUCAUGCGGUUAGAGGAAAAACUACGUCCUAUUAUCAUGCGGCCUGGGUUUAUGUUUGAUGAAGUUGUAGCGGCCAGCAAAGGUGGGAAGGAUCUCAGAACUGCUUUUAAGACCGUUUUUGAUACUUUUAAUUUCGCCAACAGACUGAUACUUCGCAACAAACUGGGAUUUGUUAACGAAUUGAUAAGACCUACGGUCUCUACUCAGCAAGUAAGUCGUGCCGUGAUCGCUAAAAUUGAAGAUCCAACGUUUUCUGGUGUUUGUCCAUUGGACGAAAUUCUUGAUGUAUAA
This is a messenger RNA of Lachancea mirantina, 804 nucleotides long. The record is from the annotation of a GenBank genome assembly. NCBI's taxonomy places the organism in Eukaryota, Fungi, Ascomycota, Saccharomycetes, Saccharomycetales, Saccharomycetaceae.